AUGCCUAAGUCGAAGGAACUUGUGUCUUCAAGCUCGUCUGCCAGUGAUUCAGAUAGUGAAGUUGACAAAAAGGCAAAGCGGAAAAAGCAAGCAGCUCCAGAAAAGCCUGUAAAGAAACAAAAGACUGGUGAAAGUUCAAAAGGUGCAGCUUCUUCUAAGCAAAGCAGUAACAGAGACGAGAAUAUGUUUCAGAUUGGCAAAAUGAGGUAUGUCAGUGUUCGUGACUUUAAAGGGAAAGUCUUAAUUGAUAUUAGAGAAUAUUGGAUGGAUCAAGAAGGUGAAAUGAAGCCUGGCAGAAAAGGUAUUUCUUUAAAUCCAGAACAGUGGAACCAGCUGAAGGAACAGAUUUCUGAUAUUGAUGAUGCAGUAAGAAAACUGUAAAGACAGAGCCAUACAGAAACUUUUAUCAUUUAGUUGUUUUGAGCGGUCUUUUUACAUUGGCUUUUGUUUUCUAAAAUAUUGUUUUCCAAGCUAUUGUAUAUUUGGAUUGCAAAACGAUUUGUAAGAUGAAUACUUUUUUUAUGUGCAUUAAAAGUGUAUUCUGAGUGAGGCUAUUUGUGUAUACUUUACUAAAAGGAAAUGUGUUGCUUUCACCUCAUGGUGUAAAAUAAACAAAUCAAAUAAUAUGUAAAGCA
This is a messenger RNA of Fulmarus glacialis (Northern fulmar), 635 nucleotides long. It is a transcript of the gene SUB1, whose product is annotated as SUB1 homolog (S. cerevisiae). Bases 1 to 381 code for a protein of 126 amino acids. Gene Ontology annotation, biological process: positive regulation of transcription initiation by RNA polymerase II. Gene Ontology annotation, molecular function: DNA binding; transcription coactivator activity. NCBI's taxonomy places the organism in Eukaryota, Metazoa, Chordata, Aves, Procellariiformes, Procellariidae. The record is from RefSeq and is a predicted model, not a curated record. Gene Ontology annotation, cellular component: nucleus; transcription regulator complex. The transcript is spliced from 4 exons.